Messenger RNA from Drosophila subobscura, 1025 nucleotides. RefSeq names its product 26S proteasome non-ATPase regulatory subunit 9. Gene Ontology annotation, biological process: proteasome regulatory particle assembly. The record is from RefSeq and is a predicted model, not a curated record. Gene Ontology annotation, molecular function: protein binding. NCBI's taxonomy places the organism in Eukaryota, Metazoa, Arthropoda, Insecta, Diptera, Drosophilidae. Gene Ontology annotation, cellular component: cytoplasm; nucleus. The transcript has 3 exons. Bases 104 to 760 code for a protein of 218 amino acids.
GUUGUUAAAAAAUGCAAGAAGUGACAGAGGAAAAAGAAGUAGGCUGACCACACAAAUUACGAUUGUAGAAUCCCCACCGAUUAAAGCAAGCAAAACGCAAGUCAUGGCCACUGGAAUAACCACCAAGGAACGCCUGGAGAGGCUGAUGGCCGCCAAAACGCAGCUGGAGGCUCAAAUCAGUAGAAAUGGACAGAUUUUGGCUGCAAACGACAACGUUGGCAUGACCGGUCCCUUGAUCGACGCCGAGGGGUUCCCGCGCAACGACAUCGACGUCUACCAGGUGCGCCAGGCCCGCCAGACGAUAAUUUGCCUGCAGAACGAUCACAAGGAGCUGAUGAACCAAAUCCAGAACCUGCUCAACCAGUACCACAGUGAGAUCGCCACCACCGACCCCGAGUUGGUGAAUCGUGCCUCCGCCUUGGAACUGGACAGCGACAGAGCGUUUGGUGGAUCCAUUGUUGCUCCCGAUGUUCGCCCCAUGGCUGUGGUCAAUCUAGUCAGCCCUAAUUCCCCGGCUGAAGAGGCGGGCUUGCGUGUGGGCGACAGCAUCUGCCGCUUCGGCUCUGUUAACAGCAACAACUUCAAGGGGGAUCUCGGCCAGAUUGGCGAGAUUGUCAGAAACAUGCAGAACCAGAAUGUCCAGCUCAAAGUCAAGCGCGGCGAGCAGCUGAUGGAUCUACUGCUGGUGCCAAAGGCAUGGAGUGGACGCGGCCUGCUGGGCUGUAACAUUGUGCUGCCCCCAGAGUCCAUGGAGCACUAAUUUAUUAUUUAAGCCUGCAUGCAUAUACAUUUGAUGCAUUUAAUUAUUAAUUCAUGGCCAGGCCACAAGAACAUUAUUUGUACUAAAUUGUAAAAAUUGAUUUAGCUUCAUUUCCCAAGCAAUCUGCGCUCAUUUCGAGUGACGGACGUCCCUGGCUUCUGGGUCACUGUGCCAUUAGGUGGGAUGGUCAAGGCGAAAGACUGACGACAGCAUGAAUAUAAAUGGCCCUAAUUCAGGUGGAGCAGUGAUGGUUAAUUAAUGCACA